Molecule: messenger RNA, 2469 nt
Organism: Siniperca chuatsi (mandarin fish)
Lineage: Eukaryota; Metazoa; Chordata; Actinopteri; Centrarchiformes; Sinipercidae
Exons: 4
Coding region: 1290-2225 (311 amino acids)
Source: RefSeq, a predicted model, not a curated record
UUGAAAGGGGGAAAGAUUUUGCUGUCAAAGAAUGAAAAUACAGCUCUCUUGACUUGGACUUGACUAUAAAAACUGAUAUUUUCUGAAAGACUGGGCAAGACUAUUUUAGCUGUGUUGAUACUGUUGACAUGUGAAACUCUGACGUUUUCUUGAAAUAACAGUAUAGUUUGUGUUACUACAGUGUUACAUAGACUCUCUGCUGCUUUUAAAACUCUCUCAGUAUAUUAACGUUAACGUAUAACGUAACACACAUUGGUGCCUCACCCUUUAAACUUGAAAAGCAUUCCAGCCUCCAGUUUUCAUGUACGUAAUGAAACUUGGCAUGUCAACAACAGAAGGAUUUAUAAGCAGCCACACAGUAACACACAAACACACAAUAACUAAUGACAUUUACUUUGAACAUUUUAUUCUUUUCUUCAAAAAAACAGGAAGGAAGAAGGCAACAAAAAAGACAAAUUAGCCAAGCGGGGGUUGACAAAAAAUUGUUAACUAUUGAACUGCGGGAAAAAAAACAUUGAAUCUUAUCGAACAGUAAUAUUUAACUUUUUUGGAAGUAGUUUCUCUAGAAAACAACUUUGUCAACCCCCGCUGGGGUGUGCUUGCGGAAGUCUGUGUCUGGAGCUUAAAGCCAUGCAGCCGGACAGAAGCAGACGACAAGUUCCAGAAAUGCCUGAGAGAGAAGAGAUGACUUCAACCAGUUCCACCGAGUUACAGCUUGUCUCACCCCAAAGGGAGGAGGACCGGCAGCAGGAGGAUCGUCCCUUUUUGUUUCAGUUAAAUUUAUUCUAUUUUCAAAAAGUUAAUAUUCUAUUUGAUUCUAACAAAACCCUAAAUUUACACCUAAUUGCAAGUCAUGUAAACUCUCCAGCAUUGUUAGACUACAUUCUCACGAUCAGAAACCCUCAGACUGCAUUUGAUUUGACCAUUUACUCUCUUUUUUUGCCCUCAGUCAAAAAAACAUUAAACAUUAAAAAAUCUGUAUGUUUUGGCACAUUCUCACGACCAGAGACCCUCGGACUGCAUUUGAUUUUACCAUUUUCUUAUCAUUUACAUUCAAUGAUGUCAACGACAGCCAAUAUUGAAGAUUUGCUAGCUGCUUUAUCAAAUUACAGCCCCAUUGAUUUCAGUGCUGUAAAUCUAAGGCAGAUUUCCCAAAACAUUCUGGGGUUAAAAGACAGCUUCAAAAACUAAUAGAUUGUGACAAAAUUGAACUUUUUAAUCGAGUAAUUAAACUCGUUUCAAAUGUAGAAAAUGAAUUAAAUAUUGAUGCAGUGUGUGCAGGUAGACACAUGAAGUCUCUCCAAGAAUGUUCCAAUGAGAAACAAUGUGCAUCUGCUGUUGUUUUUUUGAAAGAUGGUAAAUGUGAGAUUUUUGCUGAGGUUUAUCCACAUUAUCGAAACAAGAAGAGCAAGAAUUCUGAUUCUCCUUCCACUGAAGUUACAAAACACAGUGAGGAAAUUUUAAUUGGACAAAUUGAUGAAUAUCUACAGAGCAAUGGAAUACAUGUCCAAAGUAUUUUAUUUUAUACACUCAAUAGCCCAUGUUUGAAGAGAGAAAAACAUACUGACCCAUGUAUGUUUAAACUUGUAGAGAUGGCCCAUCAAUGGCAAAGUAAAUUUGGAUUUUCUACUGUUGUGGCAUUCACAAAGUUUUGGGGACUAAGUGGUCCAAACUUUUUUAAGGAUCUCACGUAUUCCGACAUCUCAAGUCCCAGCAGUGAUUUUUAUCCAUAUAUUGAAACAUGCAAGACAAUCCCCUUCAAAUUGAACAGUAAAGAUUUCAGAAAUAAUGUUAAAAAAAGGAGUAUCUACAAUACAAUCCCGUAUGUUGAAGUCAGCGAUAAAAGAAAACUAGAUAAUGAUAUUAAAUCGGCUCUCCGGGAUCUUGUGAAACUGGCAGAAAGUUCAUUUGGUCUGAGAAAAGAACAUCUGGAACGUGGAGAGGAAAAGAUUUCUUCGUUCACGUUUGACCCACUGGUCCAAGAUAAAAGCUUUGAAUUUUUGACAAAGAAUUGGAAUGAAAUGGUUACCAAUUGUUCAAUGUCACCCAUAAGAGAAAAAAUAACCACAGAUUUCAACAUUGCAGUAGUUUUUCUUUUUCUGAAAGAGCUUAAGUCAACUUUGGGGAACAGCAGCCCUUUACGGCUUUAUUGUGUCCCUCAGAACUGGUUCAGAGAAUAUGUUAAACUGAUUAAAAUACUUUAUGUUGAUCACAAUAUUAUGUAAUACAAAAGUUUGUGGUCUUUCUAGUAUGAAAUACUAAAUGGUCAUGAGACUGUGUUGUAGUAACGAAUAUUGUUUUAUUAAAAAUCUUUUUCGAAUUAAUACAUUUUAAAAUUUUGAUAAUAUUAACUUUGGGUACCAAUUGUAAUUAGAGCUAUAAUUACUGUUGUAACUCAAGUCUAUCUUUUGUCUGGAUCUUUGUUGUCUGCUCUGUCCUGAGCUCUUGGCAAUAAAAAUUUUACACUGA